This is a messenger RNA of Mangifera indica (mango), 4508 nucleotides long. RefSeq names its product putative disease resistance protein RGA3. Gene Ontology annotation, molecular function: ADP binding. Bases 41 to 2944 code for a protein of 967 amino acids. Lineage: Eukaryota; Viridiplantae; Streptophyta; Magnoliopsida; Sapindales; Anacardiaceae. The transcript has 6 exons. Gene Ontology annotation, biological process: defense response to other organism. The record is from RefSeq and is a predicted model, not a curated record.
AACACACAUUUGAUAACUUUACCUUUCAUCAUUCAAUACCAUGGCUGAAGCAAUUGUUUCUUUUGUCUUGAAGCAACUGGGUUCAAUUCUUUCUGAGCAGGCGUCUGGCUUCAUCAAAAAACAAGUGACCCUUGUUGGGGAUGUUGAAGAAGAAGUUGACAAGCUUACCCGCCACCUUCGAGCCAUUCAAGCUGUGCUAUUUGAUGCAGAGCAAAAACAAAUGAAGGAAGAAGCUGUGAGAGUAUGGUUACAUCGGCUGAAAGACGCAUGCUAUGACGUGGAAGAUGUGUUGGAUGAGUGGAAUACUGCAAUCCUGAAAUUGCGAAUUGAGGGAGGUCAUGAUCACAAUGCUCUUGCUCCAAAGAAGAAGGUGUGUUGCUUCUUUCCAUCUCCUUGUCUUGGUUUCAAAGAAGUUGUUUUACGUCGCGACAUUGCAGUUAAGAUAACUGAUAUAAAUAAAAAGCUAGAUGUUAUAGCCAAAGAGAAAAGUGAUUAUAAUCUUAAUGUGAUUAUGGCUACUGAGAGGUCUGAUAAUCAACAAAUGCAAACUACUUCUUUUAUUGAUGUGUCUGAUAUAAUUGGUAGAGAUAAUUUGAAGAAUGAUUUAGUAAGCAAGUUACUGUGUGAGGGUAGUGAACAAAACCUCCAUAUCAUCUCACUUGUAGGGAUGGGGGGAAUUGGAAAAACAGCUCUUGCCCAAUUUGCCUACAAUAAUAAUGAGGUGAUGAAAACAAUUGACAAAAGAAUUUGGGUGUGUGUAUCAGAUCCUUUUGAUGAGUUUAGAGUUGCCAAAGCGAUCAUUGAGUCUCUGGAAGGUCAUACUCCUAAUGUAGCUGAAUUAGAAUCCCUUCUUCAAUGUAUUUGUGACUCAAUUAAGAAUAAAAAAUUUCUGCUCAUUUUAGAUGAUGUGUGGACUGAAAAUUACAAGAAAUGGGAACCAUUCUAUCAUUGUUUAAAGAAUGGUUCUCAUAGAAGUAAAAUUUUAAUUACCACACGUAAAGAGUCGGUUGCACGUAUGAUGAAUUCAAAUGAUAUUAUCAAUGUUGGUGAAUUGUCUUAUGAUGAAAAUUGGUUAUUGUUUAGAAAGCUAGCUCUUUCUGAGAGAUCUCCUCAUGAGUAUGAAAAUUUAGAAGAAAUUGGUAAGAAAAUAGUUUGUAAGUGCAAGGGGUUACCUCUUGCUACAAAAACUAUUGGAAGUCUCUUACGGUUAAAAAAAUCUAAAGACCAAUGGGAACAUGUUUUAGGUAGUGAACUAUGGAAGUUGGAGAAUGUUGAAAAAGGUCUUUUAACCCCUUUGAUGUUGAGUUAUAAUGAUUUACCUCCAAUGGUAAAACAAUGUUUUAUAUAUUGCUCUAUAUUUCCAAAAGAUUAUGAGCAUAAGUCUAAAGAUCGGUUGAUUGAUUUUUGGAUGGCUCAAGGUUAUCUUGGGUUAGAAAAAAAUGAUGAGAAUGAGGAGAUAAUUGGUAAAGAGUAUUGUGACUAUUUACUGACAAGAUCUCUUUUACAAGAGAAUAAAUCUUGGUCUUUGUCUUAUAAGAUGCAUGACAGUUUACAAGAGAAUAAAUCUUGGUCUUUGUCUUAUAAGAUGCAUGACAUAGUGCACGAUUUUGCACAAUUUUUGGGUAACAAUGAAUGUUUAUCUGUAGAAGUCCAUGGUGUUGAAGACCCACUUACAAACUCUUCUCAUGACAAAGUUCGUCAUCUAAUGUUAACUCUUAAUGGAGUUGGGGCUUCAUUUCCUGAAUCUACUUAUAGAUUAAAAUGGUUGCGUAGUCUAUUAUUUACAUGUCAUACUUUUGACACCGAAAGCUUGACAAGUGAUGUUUUGGCAAGGUUGUUUACUGAAUUGACAUGUUUACGGUUAUUAAAGUUGAAAGCUAAAUUUAAUUUUGAAGAGAUUCCAAAAGAGAUAGGAAAAUUGAUACAUUUAAGAUAUCUUCAAUUGCAUGACCAACGUCGGGACCACAAAAUAAAAUUACCUGAAAGUUUGUGUGAAUUAUAUAAUUUACACACUUUCGAAUUAUGGAAAUGUUUGGUCGAAACAUUGCCUCAAGGGAUUGAAAAUUUGGUAAAUUUGAGGCGUCUUGACUUUCCAACCUUUUUUCGUACACUACUUUACAUGCCAAAAGGGGUUGAGAAAUUAACAGGUCUUCGAAGAUUAAGUGAAUUCGUCAUACCAGGUGGUGGUGAUCAUGAUAACAAAGCUUGUAGUUUUGAAGGACUGGAAAAUUUGAAUCGUCUCGAAGGGAGACUUAAAGUAAGAGGGUUGGGAAAUUUAACAGAUGUGAGCGAUGGUAAACUGACAAACGUAUUUAAGAACAAGGAAAAACUCGACCGGUUGGAUUUGGAAUUUUAUAAAAGUGAAGAGGAGGAGAGAUUAGGUGAGGAUGAUGAACUAAUACUCAAAACCUUACAACUGCCGCCAAAUUUAGAGAAUUUAUGGAUAUCCCGCUACAGAGGCAACACAGUACCCUCCACUAAUUGGAUGACUUUAACCAAACUAAAGGUGUUAAGACUUGAGCGUUGCUCCAACUGUAAGCACUUGCAUCAUUUGGGAAAUUUGCCAUUCCUUGAAAUGCUACGGUUAAUAGAGAUGUCCAGUGUGAAAAAAGUGGACGAUGAUUUUUGGGGAAUCGAAAGUGAGACCUCAUCAACAUCUUCAUUGUGCGUUCACUUUCCCAAGUUGACAGAAUUCAACUUUUGGAACACGAGAGAAUGGGAAGAAUGGGAUUGCAAGGUAGAGGAAUUCAUGCCAUGUCUUGCUAGCUUGAUUAUUGUACGCUGCCCCAAGUUAAAGGCGCUGCCAGACCGCCUUCUGCAGAGGACAACACUCAAGCAAUUGGUUUUUAUUGAAAGUCCUAUUCUAACUGAACGAUACAACAAGGAAACAGGAGAGGACUGGCCCAAGAUCUCUCACGUCCCUUCUAUCGGGAUCGAUGGUUAGCGUGUGCAAGAUGAGCAAUAACCAUCACUUGAGGAGCCACAGCCUCUGAAGAAAUUUCCAUUCUGGUUUCUGAUUGAGGCUAAUCUUGUAUUCCCAAGGAAGCAAUGAAACAAGGAAGGAGGUUAUUGGUAAUUGAUACUCUAUAUAGUUAUUUAAUGCUUCAUUUCAAAUGUUGUACUUGAUAAUGAUUAAUGUUACAGGGAAGGGGAAGGUUCACUUUAUAUGGUUACAAUGUAACCUGUUUGAUUUCUGCUUUGAUAUCCCAUGUCUUUGGGAAGAUUUGCAGUUUCCAUGUUCAUCAGUUAUUCUUUCCCCCAAACAAUGAUGGGAGGUGAGAAAAUAGAACUGGAUACUGCUACCUGCUACCUUUCCCGAUCAAUGGCAGUUUAUAAAUUAUGCAGCUUUUGUGUGAUGUAUAUUCUCCAACGAGAUUCUACUGAGGCUUGCUUUCCAUCUUCUGAGUUCAAUUUUCAUUGGAGUUUGUUGAACUUUGGUUGGCCUAAAUAGAUGCAUGUCUAAUCAACCGAGGAAUACUCGAUUAGGACUAUUGCCCCAAAUUUCUUCAACCAGAACACUCCAAGGCUUAAAUGUUGAAAGGUGUUUUGAAUCGCUAAGACAAAUGAGGUAUGCCCAUGCUUCAUAAGCCAAAACUUCUCCAAUCAGACAAACUGUGCUUCUCUCAUUAAAAAUGGUGGACACUUGUUUGUACAAGAAAGAUGGAGCUGGGAAACUUCUGCAACAGUGCCCCUGCCUCAGGUCCUGCUGCUGGCCUUCUGAUUCUGCCUCAUUUUUUCUUGCAUGCUUGUCCAGCGAAUUUCUUCUGGGAACCGUAUUUCAGCAACUGGAAGGUCUUUGAUCUACCUUUCCCCUUCAGAACUGGCUGCAAUUUUUGUAGGAUGGAGCAGACCUGGUUGGGCAGUAAGGACUGCAGGAUUUCUCCCAGCACUGGAAACUACCAUAACUUCACUUUCUGCACUCCCUUACACUUUCCAGGUUCCGUCAUCCCCAUCUGUAACUUUCUGGGCAGGAUUCCAAGCUUUUGCUACAGGACAUUGCUGCAACCUUCUGCAAUCUGUGACUUGUUGCUCUGGCUGGGAUCUCUGUUCAAUUGCACCCAGAAUAAAUUUUGUUCUCAGCAGUUGCAGACUCCCUCAUUCAAGAGACAUACUGGCCUGGUUAUGUUAAGUUGCUGCUACAACUGGAUUCACUUCUCUUUGUCGGCCACUGGUGGCACCCUCUACAAGCUUUAGCCUUCAAGAUGCUGUCUUCCAAACAAGCUGGUGCCUCAGAUCAUUUCCAGUGCCUAUAAUCUUUUCUGCCUGGUUUAUUCCCAAAUGCCCUGAGCAAUGUCAAUUGCCAGGAUAUCAGACUCAUGCCUGUUUUGUUUGCUAUUCACCAGGGUGUAGUUCAUAGUUUGUAUAGCACUAGAUUUGGACUAGCAUAUCAUUUCCAUGUUAUGUUUUUGGUAUUUGUGUCGCUGUUUGCUCUUGUUGGACUCUCUUUUUUAUCUCUAUCUCUGGAGGAACUCUGAUAGACAUUUAAAAGAAGUUGCCCUCUUUCUGUA